ACACAGUUCCAAGGACUAAUGAUUACUGAUACAUUCCAAUUUACAAAACUCAACCAUCACCCAACUUUUCAGCAGAGUUCUCUUCAAUGGCUACCACAUCUUCGUCUUCCCUUUCAAAGAAAUUGAGCAAGUCCUGUACUCUUCUCAUCUUCAUUAGCUGCUCGUUGUGGCUGUCUGAGGCAACAAAGAGUCUUGUGCCUGGUCAGGACUUGACAGACAACAAGACUUUGGUGUCAUCUAAUGAGGUGUUUGAACUAGGAUUCUUUAGGACUGGUGGGUCUUCCUCAAGAAACUACUACUUGGCCAUCUGGUUCAAGGAUGAUCCUUACAAGAAACCCGUCUGGGUCGCGAAUCGAGAUUACCCGCUUCUUGAUUCUUCCUGUGUUCUCUAUAUCAGGUUUGAUGGGAACUUGGUGAUUUCUGAUAGGAGGAACAUACAAUUCUUGGUCAAUGCUGAGAUGUUGGCUGCUAGUAAUAACACAAAUGCCACAUUACUUGAUUCUGGCAAUUUUGUCCUUGUGGAAGGACUAAGCACUGUCUGGGAAAGCUUUUAUUAUCCAUCAGACACAUUCCUGCCCGGCAUGAAACUAGGGUUUCUCGAUAUAGGCACUGAUAAGUCGAGGGACCAAUUUCUUGUUUCGUGGCAGAGUCCAUCUGUUCCAGCCACCGGUUCUUUCUCUCUUGCUCUGUUCAGACACAACAAGACCCAACUCAAAGUGUGGCACCGCGCGGACGUCUCGAGACUAAUCGGGUAUUACGAUGGUCGGAGAUUCAGGUUCCUCUUUAACAGCUCGCUCAAUAAUUACAAUUUCACUUUCGCGUCUAGCAGUACUGAUCUUUACUUAACUUUUGCUACUAAGGGAAAUAAUAGUUGGUCCUGGUUUGUAAUGGCCCCGUCAGGAGAAAUUCAGGUUUUCACGAUGAUUGGGAAGGAAAUUUCGUUAUCGUAUAGUCCGAUUUGUGAAAAUACUUCCUCUAACAGUGCGGCCGACUGCUAUAUUGAGAAGCCACCAUUUUGCGCAGUCGGGAAUAACUUUUCAAGGAUAGAAGGGUCCUUGCCAAAUCCUAGCACUUUCGAUGAGUCUGAUACUCUGGGCAUUAGUGACUGCGAAAUAAUAUGCAGGAGUAAUUGCUCUUGUACUGCUUUUGCUUCUUAUCAUGAUGACGGUAGUGGAUGUCAAUUUUACCAUGGAGAUGUACAGUUCACUGUGGAUGAAACUGGCCAAGGGAAUACCACCGUGUUUGUUCGCGGGAAUAUCACCAAACCCGCUCAUCGGUUUCCAAGGAAUAGCGGUCAUUGGAAAAAGAGGCUGCUAUGGCUGAUAAUAACCAUUCCCGUAGUUGUAUUUAUUGUUUCAGCAUUUGGCGUUAUCUCAAGAAGGAAAAGUCACACCUGCAUAGCAUGGCAUGUGAAAGAAACAAAUGCAAAAAGAAGCCUGGAGUUGUUCCUGAACCAAAUGGGUACUGAUGUCUCAGAGAAAACUCGAGACAGCCUCUCUAGUAAACUCAAAUCUGUCAGAAAGAGAGAUCAUGAGCUGCCAAUUCUCAGCUUUUCUUGUGUGUCAGAGGCCACGGAUAAUUUUUCUCCUGCGAAUGAACUAGGCGAGGGUGGUUUUGGGCCUGUUUAUAAGGGUAUGCUGUUGGGGCAUGAAAUUGCAGUGAAGCGACUUUCUAGGAAGUCCAGACAAGGGCUAGAGGAGUUCAAAAAUGAGGUUCAGUUAGUUUCCAAGCUCCAGCACCGGAACCUUGUCAGGGUGCUCGGUUGUUGCAUUGAAAGAGAAGAAAGCAUCUUGAUCUAUGAGUACAUGGCUAACAGAAGCUUGGAUUCCUUUCUUUUCAAUCCUAACAAGAAGCCACUGCUGGAGUGGAAGACACGUGUGUUUAUAAUCCAAGGAAUAGCUCAAGGACUUCUUUAUCUGCACCAGCAUUCCAGAUUAAAGAUCAUCCACCGCGAUCUGAAAAGCAGUAACAUUUUGUUGGAUAAAGACAUGAACCCGAAAAUAUCAGACUUUGGGUUGGCGAGAAUUUUCGGGGAGAAUGAAGUGUGGGCAAAGACCACUAGGGUAGUCGGGACAUAUGGUUACAUGUCUCCAGAGUAUGCUGUUCACGGCCAUUUCUCUACUAAAUCUGAUGUAUUCAGCUUUGGAGUGAUCAUGCUGGAGAUCAUUAGCGGCAGAAAGAAUACAACAUUCACUCAUUUGGAUCGUUCUCUAAACCUGCUAGGAUAUGCUUGGGAAUUGUGGUCCUCUGGUCGAGGCAUUGAGUUGAUGGACCCUGUAUCAGUUGAUCCGUCUUCUGCAAGAGAAUUCUCUCUGUCCCUACACAUUGCGCUAUUGUGCAUACAAGAGCUACCAGAAGACAGACCAAACAUGUCAUAUGUUGUUUCAAUGCUAACUAAUGAGAGUGCCAAUCUGCCUUCACCAAAACAGGCAGCGUUUUCUUCACGCGAAAGGAAUUGCAGUGGGCAAGAGCGGCAAGGUUGCUCAUUGAAUGAUAUAACAUAUUCCGUUAUGGAAGCGAGGUAGCGAGGCAAUUCUUUUUGUACGGAGGAUUUAUCCAUAAUCAAACUGUUUCUAGAUCACAAAAUUUCAUUUCAUUAUUCACAGAGAAGGGAGGAAGAAGGGGAGCACAGCUCUUUUUUUCUUUUUUUGAUUAGAUAGCACCUUCUUUAAACUAAUUGUUCCAUUUCAAUUUUUGUCACUGUGGUUAAUCAUGCAAGGAACAAACUCCUGAUUUAGUUCA
Syzygium oleosum is the source of this 2742-nucleotide messenger RNA. Its product is annotated as G-type lectin S-receptor-like serine/threonine-protein kinase At1g11330. NCBI's taxonomy places the organism in Eukaryota, Viridiplantae, Streptophyta, Magnoliopsida, Myrtales, Myrtaceae. Bases 87 to 2525 code for a protein of 812 amino acids. The transcript has 7 exons. Gene Ontology annotation, biological process: protein phosphorylation. Gene Ontology annotation, molecular function: ATP binding; protein serine/threonine kinase activity. The record is from RefSeq and is a predicted model, not a curated record.